AUGCAGAGAGCUUCCCGUCUGAAGAGGGAGCUGAAGUUGUUAGCCACAGAGCCACCCCCGGGCAUCACUUGCUGGCAAGAUAAGGACCAAAUGGAUGAUCUGCGAGCUCAAAUAUUAGGUGCGGCUGACACACCUUAUGAAAAAGGUGUUUUCAAGCUGGAAGUUAUCAUUCCUGAGAGGUAUCCAUUUGAACCCCCUCAGAUCCGAUUUCUUACUCCAAUCUAUCAUCCAAACAUUGAUUCUGCUGGACGGAUUUGUCUAGAUGUUCUCAAAUUGCCACCAAAAGGUGCCUGGAGACCAUCUCUCAACAUUGCAACCGUGUUGACUUCUAUUCAGUUGCUCAUGUCCGAACCCAACCCUGAUGACCCACUCAUGGCAGACAUAUCCUCCGAAUUUAAAUAUAAUAAGCCAGUCUUCCUCAAGAAUGCCAGGCAGUGGACAGAGAAGCAUGCAAGACAGAAAGAGAAGGCUGAUAAGGAGGAGAUGCCUGGUGAUCUGCCAGAGGCUGGUGACUCAGAAGUAUGCAGCACAACACAGAAAAGGAAAGCCAGGCAGCUGGGAGGCACAGAAAAGAAAUUUUGCCCUGAUGCUUAG
Molecule: messenger RNA, 594 nt
Organism: Puma concolor (puma)
Lineage: Eukaryota; Metazoa; Chordata; Mammalia; Carnivora; Felidae
Gene: UBE2T
Product: ubiquitin conjugating enzyme E2 T
Source: RefSeq, a predicted model, not a curated record